CGAGGUGAGCGGUGCUUAUCUCAGGCGUGGAGUUUGUGUACCUCUCUCAUUCACACUGUGAACAUGGCUCCCGGCGCACAGCUCAGUGAAACUGUGUCCGACGUGCGGAAGGGGAUCCGGGCAAUUCUCCUCGGACCCCCAGGCGCCGGGAAAGGGACGCAGGCGCCCCGUCUAGCAGAGCGGUACUGCGUCUGCCACCUGGCCACAGGGGACAUGCUGAGGGCUAUGGUGGCGUCGGGAACAGAGCUUGGAAAACGGCUCAAAGAGACCAUGGACUCUGGAAAGCUGGUCAGUGAUGAGAUGGUCGUGGAGCUCAUCGAGAAGAACCUGGACACGCCCCCCUGUAAGAAUGGCUUCCUAUUGGAUGGUUUCCCCCGCACGGUGAAGCAGGCAGAGAUGCUGGAUGACCUGCUGGAGAAACGCACUGAGAAGCUGGACUCUGUGAUCGAGUUCUCUGUGGACGACUCUCUGCUGGUGCGCCGCAUCUGUGGCAGGCUAAUCCACCAGCCCAGCGGCCGCUCCUAUCACGAGGAGUUCAACCCCCCCAAAGAGCCCAUGAAGGACGAUGUGACCGGCGAACCCCUGUCCCGGCGCAGCGACGACAACGAGAAGACGCUGACGUCGCGGCUGGAGGCGUACCACCGGCAGACGGCCCCGCUGGUGCAGUACUACAGCGCCCGCGGCCUGCACCACGCCAUCGACGCCGCCCAGUCGCCCGACCUCGUCUUCGCCUCCAUCCUCGCCGCCUUCUCCUCCGCCACCCGUAAAGACCUGGUGUUCUUCGUAUAG
Megalops cyprinoides (Indo-Pacific tarpon) is the source of this 789-nucleotide messenger RNA. It is a transcript of the gene ak2, whose product is annotated as adenylate kinase 2. Gene Ontology annotation, cellular component: cytoplasm; mitochondrion. The record is from RefSeq and is a predicted model, not a curated record. NCBI's taxonomy places the organism in Eukaryota, Metazoa, Chordata, Actinopteri, Elopiformes, Megalopidae. Gene Ontology annotation, molecular function: AMP kinase activity; ATP binding. Gene Ontology annotation, biological process: ADP biosynthetic process. The transcript has 6 exons. The coding region runs from base 64 to 789 and encodes 241 amino acids.